UCCAAAUUUUAACCAAUAAAACGAUAACACGUUGCCCAGUGUGCAAUCCGCGUUCAUCAACAUUGGGCCAAAGGUGGUGCGUGCGAACCGGUACAAUUCGAUGCAUUCGUGUUUUGAAUCGCGGGAAGUGCGCACAUGCUUUGCGGUCGUGCGUGUUUGCUGGCGCCAACUUUCGUGGCGUUCUCUGCUGGCGUGUUUUGAACAGAAGAAAUCACCAGUUGCAGAUAAAAUCCAGUACCCGUGAUCUACAACAACAAAAAAACUCAGUGAAAAAUACAUUUAAUUAAGCAACAACGGUCGGAAAAUGAGUGGACUGUUGGUGAAGAGAGUGAGCGCGUGUGUUCUCUGGGAAAGCCUUUAUAGCGUACCGAACGGCAACUGAAAGUUGGCAUCGUUCUCGCGAGCUCUCGACCCAGCGGCCGGUCCGACCUCGUGCUGCACUUUUGCCGCGUAUCGAAUGACAUGGGAGGAAUUUGGUGGCAUGUGCACGGUCUCAUAUUACGGUGGUCCGGUAUGAACACAAAGAACUGCCACUAUCACCUUCGCUACCGGUGUGGCUGCUGGUAAAGGACCACCAAGUCCUUGUCCCGGUCUUGGGCUUUGUCGGUGGAAAGUGAAACGUGAAGCAUUUCUUAUCAUUGCGAAGCGCGCGUAAGCCGUAGCCCAGGACUAGAAAUUUUAUCCGCGCCUGAGCGAGAACCGGCGUUACGAUGGCAACGGCAUCAUCAUCAUCGGCGAGUACGUCACCGCCACGGAUAAAGGUGAAGAAGGAGAUCUGUACCGAUAACGAUACGAUCAAGGAGCUAGCCGAAACGGCCAUGAAUGAUAUACUGGGCUGGUACGGGUACGAUAAUGUCGAUCGUCUCGAACUUGCAGCUAACAAUGCACCGACCAUCGCUGCAUCCACCGGCAUCGACGAGGAUGGCGCGGGAGUUCGCUUGAAACCGUCGGACAACGAACCAUCCAUCUCUUCCUGCUCGUCCACCAGCCUGGUCAAGACCAAAUCAUCGAAACAUCAUCAUCAGCCGCAUCAUCAUCACCAGCUGCAGCAAUCGUCCAUCGGUGGCCGCUUUCUUGCGCGACAGCAGGACGACCUGACGAUCAAUCCGGUCGCAUCAACAUCAUCGAACUCGGGUGAACGGCGAGGCCGAGAUAUCCAAACGCCCUCGACGGCUAACCGACCCAUCCUGUCGGGAUCUCCGCCAGCAACAGUGCCAGCGUCGUCGUCCACAGCGACACGGAACGGUAUCGUCUUACAUCAUCAGCAGCAGCAGCACCAUCAUCAUCAUGCUUCAGUUUCAGCCGGAGGCGGUGAAAGUUCCACCUCCGAGAAGGACAGCUCGCGGGAAAGCUCCAAGAGUCCGAUGCUGAUGAAAAUGCUGGACAAGCAAGAGCAGACCUGCCAGUGGUGCCGUAAGGUGAUACCGUCCCACCAGACCGGCAUCUUGGGCACUACCGAGGGUAUGAUAUUUUGCACCGAGGCCUGCUUCUCCCAGUCCCGGCGGGCGUCCUUCAAGCGAGCGAAAACGUGCGACUGGUGCCGGCACGUGCGUCACGCCGUCAGCUACGUGGACUUUCAGGAUGGUGCUUCCCAGCUGCAGUUCUGCUCGGACAAAUGUCUCAACCAGUACAAGAUGCAAAUAUUCUGCAACGAAACGCAGGCCCAUCUGGAGAUGAAUCCACAUCUAAAGGAGAAGAGUUCCUCCACGGGAAGUCUCAUAACGCCCGAACUGUGGAUGAAGAAUUGCAAAAGCUGCUCCAUAUCGCCGGUGUCCGAUCGGUCGGAAUCGGUGUCACCCGUUCCAUCGAUACCGGUUCGCUCGUCGCCGGAACCUUCCCCCAUUACGCUACGGUCUCCAACACCGGUCAAAAAACCGCUCAUAUCUGUAGCUCCACCAUCGAAACUGCUCUCCAAGUCAGCGCAUCAAAGCUCCAUGAGCCGUACGAAUCCAAAGAGUUCCCGUAAGCGUCGCGCUGGUCAUAGACCCGCGGUGGGAUCACAUGCAUCCGCCUCCAGCAAACGAUCCACAUCAGCAGCACAUCAGGCGGAAUUUGGCGGCAGUGCCAUCAACAGUAACAGCACUAGCAUAAACAACAACAAUCUGACCAUCCCGAACAAUAACCUGACCGGAAGUCCGCCAGCCGUCCUAACUGCUGGCCCACCAAAAUCUGCACCCAACGUGCAAGAUUUAAGAGUUUUGCAAAAGAAUCACAUGGGUAUGGCGUCCAGCGAAGGGCCACCGAUGGGAGGAUUCGAUGGGCGCGAUCUAUCCGCAUCAGCCGGUGGAGCUCUUGGGCCACCGCCACCUCCUCCUCCUCAGCCGCCACCGCUGAACAUCCCACCACAGUUCCUUCCACCGCCGUUGAAUCUCUUGCGAGCACCAUUUUUCCCCCUAAAUCCGGCUCAGCUACGUUUCGGCGGUGGCCUGGGUGGCUUACCGAACGGGCAACCCCCAACCCACGGUCCACCGAUGGGUCCACCACCGAGUCCGCUGCCCGGUGGACCCAUGGGUCCGGGCAAUCGACCCCCACCACCGGUUCCCAACCUGUUCGGGUUCGGUGCCGCUCCGCCCGUGACGAUUCUAGUCCCGUACCCGAUCAUCGUACCGUUACCGCUGCCCAUUCCGGUACCGAUUCCUGUGAUAGAUUUUUUGAAAGCAGCCCUACCGAAAGAGGAAGCAGGGAAGAGCGAAACGCGGUCCGAGCAGGAGAAGGUUACGCCGGAAGAUAAGCUGGGCGAUCCGGUGAUGACGGUUGAUAGUGAUGAAGCGAUGGUUGAUGAGAUUGCAGAGCCGUCGGUCGUGGAGGAUGAUUCGGAUGUGCCGCUGGACUUUACCGUUGGUGGAUCAGGAAAGCAAUCCGAUCGUGAUGUAGCUGCAACCGGUAGUAGAGUCGAUGCUUGGAGCGAAUCGGAACACACGGUUCUGGUGGAGUCUACACCAUCUAAGAGUGACGGUAUGACAACCUAUGCGCUCUCUACGAUCGUAUCGAACGGAUCGGAAACUGUCCCAGCGUUGGGAGAUGAUGAGCCACAAGACGAGUCGGUGCAGCGAGUGUUGCCGAAGUUUAAAAUAACUCGUUUGGAGGCAGGGAACCAAAAUCAGCAGGAAGCGAGUGAAGGAAAUGGAAGUGGCGGGGAACCACCGGCCGAGGAAACAGAUAUCGAACGCGAGCGUAAAGAGAUGGUCGAGCGUAGCCGUCCUUUGAGGAAACGAAAGCGGCUCGUUGUGCAGCAGCAUUUGCACACUAAACACGAGCUGCCGGAGCAGCUUUUGAAUGAGGGAAUGGCGGAUGAUCAAGAGUAUGGUACAGGGAUUGAGCUAAGGUCGGGUAGUAAAGGUCAGUGAAUGGAUUAGCCACACAGGGGGGGAGACACACACACACACUCAUGGUGCUGUAUGGUAUAGUUCGUUUUAAAUUGUAGUUGUCCGCUCCAGUCGUAGGAUUUAAAGGCCUCCGAUAGGCUUUUAGC
Messenger RNA from Anopheles stephensi (Asian malaria mosquito), 3472 nucleotides. Its product is annotated as sine oculis-binding protein homolog A-like. The record is from RefSeq and is a predicted model, not a curated record. The coding region runs from base 711 to 3347 and encodes 878 amino acids. Gene Ontology annotation, biological process: animal organ development. Gene Ontology annotation, cellular component: nucleus. The transcript is spliced from 5 exons. NCBI's taxonomy places the organism in Eukaryota, Metazoa, Arthropoda, Insecta, Diptera, Culicidae.